Messenger RNA from Bradysia coprophila, 2552 nucleotides. RefSeq lists its product as uncharacterized. The record is from RefSeq and is a predicted model, not a curated record. Lineage: Eukaryota; Metazoa; Arthropoda; Insecta; Diptera; Sciaridae.
CCGAGUUUUCGUUACACAAAAGAACGACGAAUCGACGCUGUGUUGUGCAUGCAAAAUAAUGUUAGAAUGAAAUAAAAAUUGGAGGAAACGAAGCCCAUCGACUGCACUGUUUUCAUAAUGAACGAAAAGGAGUUGAACAUUUCGAAUAUCGUCGGCGAACUGGUUAAAAAUUCCGUCGACGCUCAGUGCAACGUCGUUCAAGUCGACUUCAAUGGGUCGUUCGAUUUUCGGGUGAUAGACGACGGAUGUGGUUUCGAUGAGAAUGUAAUGCAAGACAUUGGAGAAAGACAAGUGUUCCAGUCACAGCCGUUACAGAAAAAUCGCUUCCGCUACGGAAAACACGGAAAAUUCCUAUUGAAAGUUGCUCGAGGCGCUGCUGCCGAAAUAUUCAUUGAAUCGAUCAGACACAAUAGUGAUGUACGGCUAUACAAAUCCAUCAUCGCGAACAAAUCGUCAUACAAAAUUUAUAAAACUGAUCGCAGUGAUAAGGACGCUUUGGUUGCGACCGCUCAAGGAUCGAUGGUGGUGUUGAAUACGUUAAAUCUAAAUAUUGACGAUGCUGCUCGGCUCAAAUCGAACAUAGUAAAUACGGUCGUCGAUUUAUCAUUGGUCAAUUUUGAGGUAGACAUUUCGGUUAGAGACACUGCCACGCAACAGACCCUGUACGCAAGUUAUAGAACCAAGAAUCUAUUCGAUAAAUUCGAACAAUUCCUUGAAUCACAUCAGUUCUUCUCAAAGAUUCAGUCAGUUUCAUGUGAAAAGCACGAUGUCAAGGUUGAGCUUUUGUUAUGCGAAGACGCAACAUCGAGUAAAACAUUUCAGUUCGUCUAUUUCAACAAAUUGAUAGAAUAUGACGGAAAAUGGAGGAAAUUCAUCAAUAAAUUAUGCAAAAAUCGAUUCGAAAAUGAUCUGAAUGCAACGUGUCCAGUCUACCUAAUGAACAUUUUUGCUGAAAAUUACUUGGAUAACCAGUUGGCCUACAAUGUAAUUGUAGACAAUUGUAUCAGAAAAUGUGUGGAACAGUUGUUACAACCUCCAGCUAACAGAACAUCCAUCUCUCAUAAAUCAAUUUCUAAGGCUGUGGUGCCAAACAACGACAUUGCCACUACCAGUAAAGACCCUCCGGACAACAAUGGAAAGGAAGCUAAAGGCAUCGGAUUGGGUGAUUACAUAUUUAACAACAGCUGUGAAAACUACGAACAACUAAACCUUGGCAAAGACGUUUAUCGGAAGAAAAUCUGUGAAAAUUGGAUCAUUAGCUUAGAUAAACCGAAACCAAAGGAUCUUGCCAAUGAUUCCUUGCAGAGUGUUGUAAUCAAUAGAAGCACCACCAUUCAACCAGACGAUCAUCUAUUCAAAAAGCCGAAGCCGAAAAGCGUUAAAUCCAGAAGGGGCAGUCAAAAAAUGGUUACAAAAAUUAAACCGGCCCCGCAGAGCUCGACACAGAUCUACAAACCGUCGCAACAUGUCAGAGUGUUCAAUAAUUCGAGCUUGCUUCGAGCAUCAAAGAAAUUAAUUGCAAAAACAUCGACUGACGUAGAUUUGGUGAGACGAAAGAACUCCAGAAAGAAAGUGAUUACAAAAACGGCGACUGUAGUGGAUCGGGUGAAACGAAAAGACUCUACAAAGAAUCGAAACGGAAAUCGAUUUGAAUUGAAAGAGCCAGUAAGCGAUACCGAACGGCACUCCUCCAACAAGAAACCAUCCAACGAUUUGAACCUAAGUCCAAUGGAUGCGUUGCCAAAUGAUACUUUCGAAAACCCAAAUGACCAGAAUAAUGAACCGAAUCAUGAACUGCGCGAUGCAUUUAAAGCGCCAGUUUAUUUCGCAGCCACUCAAAAAACAUUGGAUUUUCGCUGGAACCAACAGACAACGAACUUCAAUAUGAAUUUUUCGUCUUCAAUUGCCAUCCGUACAAUCAACGAGGAUGAUUCGUUUAUGCAUUUUCUGGGAAACGAUGUUGGCGAGAACAAUUCUAUGAAAAAUUUAUUCGAAAGUAUCGAACAGCCGGCAAACGCUACACCAACUAGAUCCGAAUCGCAAAUGGAAACGUGUCGUAUGAGAACCCAAUUACAAACCGACACGCAUCGUACGAGAACUCAAAUACCUCAAGAAAUGAAUCGUCCUAGCGGAUCAUCUGUGUAUUCUCAAACAUCCGAGUUUCGUUAUCGGCACCAUCGGAAUAAUUCAGUUCGUGCACACUAUCGUCGACGAACAUCUCGCAGUUUUGUCAGUGACAAUUCGCUUAAUUCUCAACGUAGCGGGAGAAGCUCUGGUGCUUCGAUUAGGAGUGAUCGGUCAAAGUCCAUCAAGCCUGCCCAAAGUUCCACUCAAACUGCGACCACAACAACAGCUGUUGCACCUAUGCGGAAACCAAACUCACAGAUUGAUUUACUUAGCGAUAAUGGUUUGAAAGCUGGCUGGCCGGUGACGAUUAAUAUAAAUUUUGGUGGUCAACCGCAAUGCUAAAGAAUUCAUUUGGCAGCCGACAAUGAUCAUAAUUCGUUUUUCAAAUGAAAUUGAAUUUUGUAAGAAUAAAAUUUGGAAUAAUU